Messenger RNA from Heterobilharzia americana, 1590 nucleotides. The record is from the annotation of a GenBank genome assembly. Lineage: Eukaryota; Metazoa; Platyhelminthes; Trematoda; Strigeidida; Schistosomatidae.
UGAAACAUGAAUUUCCUUUAGAUAUCUAUUUAUAUGUGAUUCAUUACAAACAUAUUUAUCAUUUAUUACUAUAAUUAUUUAUUAAUUGAAUAAUGAAUAAAUUAUUCAGAAGAUUAUCGAUAACUAACGAUAAUGAUAAUUGUUUUAGACAUAAAUCUAUCAUACCUAUUAAAGAUCUGUCAGUUAAUACAUUGGAGAUACAAAAACUGCUACUUAACAAUUUAUCAACUAUUGAUGUUGAACGAAUUAUAAGUUUAUUGGAUAAUUUAAUAACACGAAUAUUAUUAAUUUCAUUAUUUCCAAAAAUUUUAAAUAAAUUACAGGAAUAUUCAUUAGUUCUCGGACGAAAUGUAACUGUCCUAUUUGAAAUAUACGGCUCAUUAAGCAAAAUAUGUAAUGAAUAUGAAGUAUUCAAUUCUGGUGCUGUAAAUAUCAGACCUAAAUAUAUUGAAUUAGAAAGAAGUGUAAAUAAAACAAAACGAAUCUACACUUCACAAUUGAAAGAAUCAUCGAUUGAAUUCGAUUUAGAAGAUCCACUGACUACACCGAAAAAAGAUAUUCAAAAAGUCAUAUCUCGUCUAUAUGACGUAACACGUUCACUGCUCAGAGAUCUUAUGGCGAAUCCAUUAGCUGUAUCAAUUCUAAUUCAUCAUCGAGAGGAAUGGGUAAUAGAAUCGAGUGAUUCUUGUCAAAAAUUAGUUAAAUUAUUGAUACAUUUAAGAACAUUGACACGAAAUGAAUUGUUUACUGCACAAGGAGAUAAGACUAAAGGAGAUGAAUAUCUAGAAUGUUUACGUCUUAAAGAUUUAGAGCAAACUAAACAAAUUGAAAUAUUAACAGAAACAUAUAAUCGUUUAAAGUCUACACAGUUUUCACAGACAACACAGAGGAUGGAUGAAAUUAGGGAAUUGAAGUCAAGAAUUCUACAUAUUCAAAAUGUUACACAAGCUAAGUUGUCAGAGUUUAAACAAAAGUAUUGUGUAUCACAACAGAUUGCUUAUAAUAAGCACCAAGAAUCUAUUCAAUCAAUGAAAAUGUUUUUAGAAGCUGUUAAAGCUCAACUAAAGGAAUUGACUGAAAGAUCCAUUGAAAAUGAGCAUAAACUACGCUCAGAAAAGUGGAAAAUUGAAGAUACUAUUUGCGCAGAAAUUUCAAAAAAUGACUCAGAUCUCUUUGAAAUACAGGUUAAAUAUGAUGAAUAUCUUGCAGAAUAUGAAAAAGAAUGUUUGGCUUGUGAACAGUUAAGGAUGAAAGUUGAGCCAUUGAAAACGUUAGCUGAUGUUGUUCUGGAAGAGUAUCAUUUAGAAAAUGAAAAGAAAACCGCUGAAAUCAUUGACAGAGAAGAUAGGCGAAAAGCAGCAACCAUUAUUCAAAGUUUAUGGCGUUCAUCGAAAACACGUAAAAUAAUUAAAGCUGAACGUAGAAAAAAACGGCAAUAAACUUUCAAUGAAAUGAAUAAACAACUACAUAAACAAAGAUCUCUUCAAAGAUGUUAAAUACCAAGAAGAUGUAGGUAAAAUAACAAACGGGAAUAAACACUAUACGGGCUAAAAAAUAAUGUAAAAUUAUACAAAUAAAACUACCUUCCAC